GGCAAGUGGAACGACGUGUUAAAUACGUGACGCAGUGCAAGAGGGAGCGAGAUUUUGGACAUCUCUCUCUCCAUCUCGCCUGUCCGGUAACCAUCGCUUCUAGGGUCUCAUCUGAUGCGAAUUUGAGGUCUGAGAUCGGCGGAAAGAAAUUGUCUUCAUAACGCAGCAAACAGAUUUCCAAUUGAAUUUGAUGCAGGAGAAUUGGGAAAAAAAAUGGACCAUGAUGAGACAGGAUUCCAAGCUCAUCCUGAGGGUCCUAUUUUGUGCAUUAACAACUGUGGCUUCUUUGGAAGUGCAGCCACUAUGAACAUGUGUUCCAAGUGCCACAAAGAAUUGGUUUUGAAGCAGGAGCAGGCUAAACUUGCUGCAUCAUCCAUUGGGAGUAUUGUGAAUGGAUCAUCAAGUAGUAGUAAUGGAAAGGAGCCUGUUGUUGCUGGUACUGUGGAUGUAACAGUCAAUUGUCCAGACACGAAGAGUGUUUCGGUGCAACCAUCCUUUGCUUUUGGAUCAGGAGAGUGCGGGGAGGCGAAAGCGAAGGAAGGUCCAAAGCGGUGCAGCAUGUGCAAGAAACGUGUUGGUUUGACAGGGUUUAAUUGUCGGUGUGGUCACCUUUUCUGUGCUCAACAUCGCUACUCAGACAAGCAUGACUGCUCUUUCGAUUAUCGGUCUGCUGGUCAGGAUGCUAUCGCUAAAGCCAACCCUGUUGUUAAGGCUGAAAAGCUUGAUAAAAUUUAGAUCUAAUCAGAUGAAGUUUCAUGCAGUGAAAUAUGGUAUGCCUUUUUCUUCCAUAAGAUUUGUUCUAGAUUGGCUGCGUAUCUCUAUCAGAUGUCCAUUUAUAUUGAUAUAUUUUCUGGGAAGCAGGACAAUUAGGACAUCUCUGCAGUUUGGAGAACCAUGUCUUGUGAUUGGCAAGUAUUUGUUUUGUGGAUCCGCUGUUUAAAAAAUCCUACUCUGCCUCUGGUUUGAUAGGUACCUCAUUGUGACUAGCUUUGUAAUGUGUCAUUUGGUUCAUAUGGCAUUUAUGCUUAGCGGUACAUGUCAGAAUGAUAUGUGCAAAAUUGGACAUUUGGUUCUUGAUGGUUUGUAAAUUAUGGUUACCUAUAUUACAUUACAUGGUAUUUGCCCUCUACUUAAAUGCAUUGAAUGUCAUGGUUGACUGUUUAUUCA
Molecule: messenger RNA, 1167 nt
Organism: Malania oleifera
Lineage: Eukaryota; Viridiplantae; Streptophyta; Magnoliopsida; Santalales; Ximeniaceae
Product: zinc finger A20 and AN1 domain-containing stress-associated protein 8
Exons: 3
Coding region: 214-735 (173 amino acids)
Molecular function (GO): DNA binding; zinc ion binding
Source: RefSeq, a predicted model, not a curated record